AUGAUCUCUCAAACCCUCAAGCUUGCAUCCCUCCUGGCCUUCUGCGGCCUCUCCGGCCUCGUCAGCGCCGACUGUGACCUCCACAACACCCUGACGGAGCCGAUGACCGAGCCUGAAACCAGAACCUCCCUCUGCCAGACCAUGGGCCCGGAUAGCUGGACCUUUGCAUUGGACGUCAGUGAGGUGUCCGUUCCCACAUUUGAUGGAGACAACCCGUUAGAGGGCGUUGCGGGCAACACGGCCUUUAUCGUCUACAACAAUGACUGCAUCCCCAUCGGAAUCUAUUCGCCCGACGAUGAGGGAAAUGACUGCGGAGUGACUUAUUGGAUCAAUGACAUUGGCCUUCCUUAUGACAUCGCAAUCUCGCAAGUCAACUUCGACGUGGGUGCCCCCAGCUUCACCAUCAAUUAUGCCAACGGUGCAUACAUGAUUGGGGAGAAUGGGGCUACCUGCCAGGAUAUUUCGGAUGGUCUCUACGCGGAGCAGGCCUGCCACGCCGCCUUUCCCAUCAAUGGGGAGCCUGAGGGAACACACUUUGCGGGAUGGGUAGGCAACGAUGGCAUCAUACGGAUUUCCACGCGUCUCAAAGCUCCAAUCAGUGAUGCCUGGCUCGAUCCGAAGAGGUUCUUCAGCCUCACCGCCGUCGCCAUUGAUGUAAAUCCCUUUUUCGACAUGUACUGUCGGGUCUUCGCCUGGGCGUCCGGACAAGAGGAUUUUAGCGGCAUCGAUGAUUUUGGGGGUAUCCUUGACGAGUUGGCGCCAUGCUGUUCGCCAUUCGCGGGAGUUCCAGUCGUCGAUGUGGUAGGUUUAUUUGCACCUGGGAGAGAUGGUGGCUCCCAUUGCUCAGGCAUUGUAGGUGCAAGUAUGGUGCUUAACACGCUGGAUUUGCUCUUAUAUGAACUUUCAAAAGUGAUUCUUCUCAAGGAGAAGUCCGGCGCUUGCUUGCUCCAAUACUAUGACCGAACCGUGGCAUAUUUGGUUGUUUCGUCCAUGAUCCAAUGA
Molecule: messenger RNA, 1002 nt
Organism: Aspergillus terreus NIH2624
Lineage: Eukaryota; Fungi; Ascomycota; Eurotiomycetes; Eurotiales; Aspergillaceae
Exons: 4
Coding region: 1-1002 (333 amino acids)
Source: RefSeq, a predicted model, not a curated record